GGCCAGAGAGAGAAGUUGUCUCAAUUUACGGGGAUGACUUUAGCACCCCGACAUUCAGACCUCCAUAUUUCAUCGAAGUUUAUCGUUGUGUUAAAGUGGAGGUGGGCGAAUGCCGUAGUAGUUGUAAAGGAUAUCCCGUGCCAAAGAAAACGGAAGAAAUUCAGAUUGUGGUUCCGGAUAUAAGAAACAAAGAUCUGGAUCCCAGCAAUAAAAAGAAGUUGUAUAAAUAUGUAGUCUACAAUCACACGUCUUGUAAAUGUGGGCAUUCAAAUUACGGGAAAACGAAACUGUAUAAAACCAUAACAAAUAACAUAGGUUAGUCCAGCUUACCGUAUACGAAUAUAAUUAACUUUUUAUUAACUAUAGUUUCUUCAAUAAUUUUAUUGUUAUAAAUAGUCAACCUAUCAUAAAACCCGUUCAUAAAUUGAGCGAUUCGAAAAUUAGCUAGAAAAAUUUUGCACUUUUAUAUUUUAUGCAUGACCAAGCAAACAAAUAAUUUUUCAACAGAGAAGAAAUUAUAGUCCUUUGAACUUAUAAUUUUGUUCAAAAAGCACUAAUUAGAACGAGACUAGUCAGUAAAUAAAUAUUUCUUGAAUGAACGUACGCCCUCUUUUGUUGGUAAGAAGUGCACUUUUUGCAGUAGUAAAGACUCUGUAUAUAAAGGCCAUUUCCGACGUUAUAGAAACUCCACAUUUUCAAAAAUUUUCGCUCGCCUCCUGAACGAUAUAAAAUCGUUUGAUUUUGGUCAUAUACAAAAGUGUCCCUUUUGGCCAAUGCCCCUCCAUUUUCGAAAUGCCUCCGCGGCCUCUGGUCAGGCUUGUUUGCUGAAUCUAGGAAAACUUAAUUUGUAUGUUUCACUUAAAAUUUAAUCAGUUCUCAAAGAGAGUACAUGGUUUUCUAUUUAUAUUUUGUAAGACUUAUCUUGAAGUAUUCUUUCAUGUGGCAUUGAUUACCUUGGUUGAACUUAAUUUCGGAAGAAUAGAAAUGACAACUAUUUUUCGAAUCGGUCUAGAUACUGACAAUACAUGCAGGGUAUCCCAAAAGAAAGGUAAUCCAAAUUUGACAGGUUAUAGCUUUUGCUGAAGCGUUAAACGAUCCUAACAAUGGACAACUUGCAUGUUAGACUAAAUUUUAAUCUAAGUAAAGAGAACGGAAUCAAACACAACAGUUAAAAAGAACAAAAUGAAAUUAGAAAAAAUUGCAAAAUUUGGUAGCGAAAUGUUGUAAAAUACAGAAAAUAUAGCCUUGCGAAGUUUGCAUAUUUUCAGUAUAUUUGUAUUACGUGCGGAAAUUGUUACCAUUUUCGGCUCAAAAAUGGUAACAAAGAAAAUACAAACAUACUGAAAAUAUGCAAAUUUCGCAAGGCUAUAUUUUCUGUAUUUUACAACAUUUCGCAACCAAAUUUUGCAAUUUUACUGAUUUUCAUAAGUUCUUUACGGAAGUUUCCUUUUUUUGCCUAAAUAAAAAAAUUAGUGUAACAUGCAAGUUGUCUAUUAAUUUAAUUAAUUAAGGAAUGCUGACAAGCGAUGCUGACAAAGAAAAAAGUAGCUUCGUGCCCAUACAUUCUCCUAGUGGUAAAAUGGCUUGAAUAAAUAUUUCUUGGUUCUUUCCUGUACAUGUCUCAGCUGCAAAGAAAAAGUGAUUAUCACAUCUCACAACUUUAAUCUGUGUCAAUUUUCUUGUAGUGUCAGAAGCAAGUUUCCGUGCAAGCUAUUCGAGCAAUCCAGUCAAUUUGGUACGUGUCUGUGAUGUCUGCAAAAGUCCUCAACGAAGAUAUAUUCUCACUCGUGGCCAUGCCAAAGUUCCACCACAAUCUAAAUAUCUGGCUUACCAGCAUUGUUUGCCUGGCUGCGUGGCG
This is a messenger RNA of Paramuricea clavata, 1858 nucleotides long. The record is from the annotation of a GenBank genome assembly. NCBI's taxonomy places the organism in Eukaryota, Metazoa, Cnidaria, Anthozoa, Malacalcyonacea, Plexauridae.